AUGUCCCCGAAGUACGGCUUCAGCAUCGACCAGCUCAUGGAGCUCGCGGGCCUGUCCGUCGCGAGCGCGAUUCGCGAGACGUACCCGCCCGAGACCCACCCGCGCGUCCUCGUGAUCGCCGGCCCGGGCAACAACGGCGGCGACGGCCUCGUCGCGGCGAGGCACCUGACGCACUUCGGGUACGACGUCUCCGUCUGUUACCCCAAGAGGUCGCCGGGGAAGGCGUUGUACGAAGGCCUCGUCACGCAGUGCGAGACCCUCGGGGUGACGUUCGUGAGCGCGGACGCGUUAGUUGGCGGCGGCGCGGCGCCGCCGCCGCCGCUGAGAGAGACGCACGACGUCGCGGUCGACGCGAUGUUCGGUUUCAGCUUCGCCGGCGCGCCUCGCGCGCCGUUCGACGCGCUCCUCGCGCUGCUGCACCAGCGCGCGUCGCCGCCGCCGAUCGUCGCGGUGGACAUCCCGUCCGGGUGGGACGUCGACGACGGCGACGUAUUCGGCGACGGGAUGCGGCCGGAGACGUUGGUCUCGCUGACGGCGCCGAAGAUUGGCGCGACGGCGUUCGCGGGCGCGCAUCAUUUUCUCGGCGGGCGGUUCGUGCCGCCGCGGAUGAAGGAGGAGUUCGGGUUGCGCGCGCCGGAGUACGAGGGCGCGAAGCAGUGCGUGAGGAUAGCGUAG
Molecule: messenger RNA, 675 nt
Organism: Micromonas pusilla CCMP1545
Lineage: Eukaryota; Viridiplantae; Chlorophyta; Mamiellophyceae; Mamiellales; Mamiellaceae
Exons: 1
Coding region: 1-675 (224 amino acids)
Cellular component (GO): mitochondrion
Molecular function (GO): NAD(P)HX epimerase activity
Source: RefSeq, a predicted model, not a curated record